AUGGUGGAUAUGUGCUGCCGUAUAUUAUUGUAUUAUAUAUCUAUAUAUAUAUUCACUGCGGUGUCUGACUGUUUUGUCGAGUCGGUCACGAAGAAGUUCGUAGGCCUGCUCACUUUUAUCGGUCUUUGCUGUGUUGCCAUUUGUUGGCAGAUAUCGGGGUUGUUAGGAUCCCUUCGCCUAUUUCUAGUCUAAAAUUGGGGUGGACCGUAGCUGGACUAAUAUCAAUUCUGCGCCGUUGUAGAGGUGCUAUCUCAGUUUGUUCGUGAUUCAGAGAUAUGUUGCUGACACGAAGCAUUUCGUUUCCUGAUGUUUACGUAAACUGUAAUUUUAGAGUAUUUGAUUUUUUUUGCGCUGAAUUGAAGUGAAGUGAUUGUAAAUCUCAUGGCAUGGGCGUUUUGAUUCGCAGUCGAAUGCAUCCUCGGGGAUGGGAGUUGCUGACCACAGCAUGAACACUUUCAUGCAACUGAAGAGGAAAAAAGUUCAUCGCUAUGUGAUAUUCAUGAUCGAUGAAAAGACAAAGGAGGUCGUAGUUGAGAAGACUGGAGACCCUGGGGAAAGCUAUGAUGACUUUAUAGCUUCCUUGCCAGAUGAUGACUGCCGAUACGCAGUCUAUGACUUUGAUUUUGUGACUGAAGAAAAUUGCCAGAAGAGCAAGAUUUUCUUUAUUGCAUGGUUGAUUCUUGCCUCUAACCGGUGCCCAAGUCAUCAUCCAUUAUUACUUUUAUGAUGCCAUUAUGCUCUGCAUGCAUGUUUUUCUUCUAGAUAGGAAAGAUUUGGCUCAACCCAUGUUCUCAGUUAAUGUAAUCUUCGAAUAUCUUAUGCUUUUGCCACUGAUCAAAUUUAUUGUUCUGUUUUUUCUUUCUUUUCUUUAACUUUUAUCCACUUUGUGUUAGUCUAAUCUUUCUUUUCUUUCAACCUGACUGGUCGAUUCGUGUCGGGGUACUGUCUCGGAUUUGAUGGUGCCCCCCUUUUAUCCACUGAGUCAAUCUUUCUAUCAGAUGCUUACUUGUGUGGGUGAAAAGAAACAAAACUCUUAGUUAGUGUGAAAAAUAUGACUUUCAUUUGAGUUAUGGAAAGGGGGAAGAACAAUUUAAUUCUUUUAUGAUUACGUAGAAAUUGUACAUUGCUUUCUUAUACCGAAAACAUUCGUUUGAAAAUGGAAAAAUACCUGUUACACUAGGAUAUUAUCAAUGUGGCAUAGUUUGCAGAUAUUUCUGCUAGAUUACCUUGGUUUCGAUCUCUUUUAUGCUCAUAAGUCGCAUUCGAGGACCAAGGAUCCUGAUGGUGCCCAAUUUUGGUCCUCUACAACAGCGAUCUUGUUCUGAUAUUGACCAGAUUCUACAGUAGCUUAUUGUGAGCACUUCCCUUGAGAAAUGCUGAUGCUGAUAUACUGCACAUAUGUGAAGUUCAAUGCCGGGAUUCAGUCCAUUAGAUUCGGGGAAGAUUGUGUCCAAACAUAAAGAAGCUUCCAAAAGUGAAAUCCUUGUGUCUUCUCAUCUGUGUUUGUCUGUCAUGGUGGGGAGGUGAAAUUCUCUUCUCUACUGAUCCUUCUCUCUCUCUCUCUCUCUCUCUCUCUCUCUCAUAUAUUCCACAUUAUUUCCUCAUCUUGACUUCCCACGCGCUCUCUUCCUCAACAUGAGAUGCCUCGGUUACUUACAAUACCCUUCGCAAUGUUCCGACUAGUGUACUGUAUUCAAAUCAUUAGGUUUACCAUCCAAACGAUUGAUUUCAGAAUGCCAGGGAUUCAACCUGACAAUCAUUACUCCCCGGACAUUACAAAUUGGUCAUUGAAUUUUGCCAACAAGCCAUUGAAUGGAUAUAAAUCAAACCAGGAGGAUCGAUCCCCCGCAUGAACCCUCUUUUUUUUUCUUUUUUUCGUUUUUUCAGGCCUAUCAUCUGCUAGUAUCUGCCUGCAUUGAGCUGUACCCAUCUCUGAUUGCCAUCGGAGAAUUCGAGUGAACUGCUACACAUAUUCGAUAAUGUUCCUCCAUUGAUGAAUGAUUCAUGGCUUGGCUUGUAGACUUUGAUGCCAGUUUUCUCCUUGUUCUGAUGGGCUUCCUCUGCCAGGUCCCCCUCCAUAUCCCGCAUCCGAGCCAAGAUGCUGUAUGCCACAUCCAAGAGCAGAUUCCGGCGCGAGCUUGACGGCGUCCAUUACGAGAUCCAGGCCACCGACCCCACCGAGAUGGACCUGGAUGUCCUCAGAGACCGGGCCCGCUGA
Molecule: messenger RNA, 2218 nt
Organism: Spirodela intermedia
Lineage: Eukaryota; Viridiplantae; Streptophyta; Magnoliopsida; Alismatales; Araceae
Source: the annotation of a GenBank genome assembly